This is a messenger RNA of Actinia tenebrosa (Australian red waratah sea anemone), 3059 nucleotides long. Its product is annotated as adenosine receptor A2b-like. NCBI's taxonomy places the organism in Eukaryota, Metazoa, Cnidaria, Anthozoa, Actiniaria, Actiniidae. The record is from RefSeq and is a predicted model, not a curated record. Gene Ontology annotation, molecular function: G protein-coupled receptor activity. Gene Ontology annotation, cellular component: membrane. Gene Ontology annotation, biological process: G protein-coupled receptor signaling pathway.
UUUAUGCCUAGCUAAUAGAAAACCCUCGUCACUUGGUAGUUUGAUGUGGCCUGCAAGUCAGGAUUCCAUUUUAGAUUUUUAAAUUUCAAGAAUUUAAAAUUUAAAAAUAAACAAGUAUCAAUAGGAUGUAUUUAUUGCGAAUCAAAAUAGUAGUAGUCGGUUAACCAACUUAGAUAGAUCAAAUGUUUAACGAUAAUUUCAGUUAACGAAAUAAAAUGUCGUAUCUAUUUAAAGUUUAAAAAAAAAUCACGCCAGUUAUCAGAUCGCACAUUUCGUUUAGCUUGAAGUAUACGGUUGAAAAAAGAUCGGAUCUUUUCGAACUUAGUUCCUAGUGCAGCCAAGAUAUAUUGACCCAGUUAGCAAACCGCCUAAAGGUGUCAGAAGUAAAUGCUUUCUUGACAUGCUAAAUGACACGGUUCUAAUCCUGUAUUCAUAAUGAGAAGCUGUUAUAUUGACAUUGCUACCCGCUUUAUAUGCCAACGUUUGACCGACUAAAUGAAAAAAGUGGUUUACUAAAGACAUUUGAUCCAUUCAAGGAUGACGCUUUCACAAAACAGGCCGUGCUAAAAUGCUAUUUUUAAGCCGUUUUUAAUGGUAGAGGAGGACUUGCUCUGAUCAGGUCACAUUGAAAGCGCAUCCAAACAUCAUAAAACACAUUUCAGAAUCAGGGCAGGACUGUCCAAUUUUGGAUGAUGUCGACUUUAACUGAAAGUAAAAACGAAACAGGGAUUCCCGACUGUUACUUUUUACCUCAACCAGAGUUUUUCCUUGUAGAAAAAGAGCGCCAUACGACAAAUUUGGCCACAGCCGGUAUCAAUCUUAUUUUUGUGCCCAUCGCCAUCAUCACCAAUCUCUUGAUCAUUCUCGCUGUCUCUAAGAACUACCUUCUUCAAAGUCCAUCCAACGUCUUGAUCUCUUGCCUGGCGUUUUCUGAUCUUCUGGUUGGACUGAUAGUCCAGCCUUGUUUCAUAACAUUUAGGAUAAUGGAAAAUAUAAGUCUUUUUGUGCCGUGCAGUUUUCGGGUUGUUUACUCUGAAAGUUUCUGGGUUUGCUAUGGCGUAUCUUUCAUGAUGUUAAGUGCUAUCAGCUUCGAGAGGUACAUUGCUUUGAGACUUCACUUAAGGUACAAAAACGUCGUAACAACUCGCUGUAUUCUCAGAGCAACUACCAUUGUCUGGGCUAUGGAUAUUGCUCUCACAGCUUUCCAGUGGCUUUGGAUGGAUUACAAAUACGUUCGCGUCAUACAAAUUACAUUGUUUCUGCUCUGUAUUGUUGUAACUCUCUUCGCACACUUUAAGAUCUUUCGCAUAAUGAUGCGACACCAAAAACAAAUCCAAGCACACGAGACGAAAGAAAGCCGUAGCUACCAGAAACAAACGAAGCUUGCUAUCAACGUCACUUACAUCGUUGGGUUUUAUCUCCUUUGUAACAUGCCCGUUUUGAUCGUGCAGUUGUGUCAAUACGCAAUGGAAGUAGAGUUGGCCUCCUUGAACGUGUAUAGCUGGGUGGAAACGAUUGCUUUUUAUAAUUCUUCGUUGAACCCCCUGGUUUGUUGCUGGAGAAAUCGCGAUAUCCGAAGAGGAAUUAUUAGAAUGAUCAGGCGGAUGGAUUGUAAGCAGGACACGCGAAAAAGAUCGAAGUCAAGUGCCUAUUCAAUUCCCAAUGGUUCAGUCAAUUCGCGAGGUGAUGAGCCCAGAAAUGCUGCAGGAACAGAAGAGAACACUUGAAAAAGGUUCAAAAAAGAUGCAGCGCUGUCAAGCGGGAAAGAAAAUUAAGAAGGGCGCCGGAUAGCUCCCUGAGUCGAGGAAAAGGGAAGAUAGCAAUGGAAGAAGUUAAAAUAGAGAAGAAGAAAGGUUCUGAAUGCGAUCCAUAAAUUGAAUAUAGACUUUUGGACUUACUUUUGAAUCCGUGAAUAUAAUAUCCAGGAAAUUCGAAAUCUUGAAUUCAGAAACUUUUCUAUGUAUCUUUCAUAUUCGGGUAAAUGUAGAUACAUUUUCCGUGUCGUACGCAAACAAAUUCCAAACAAAUUCAUUAAGCCAAAUAAUUUAAUUACUGAAUUUGUGGCACUUCGGGCCAAGAUGAUCAAGUUUGGAUAGUCUUUCGGGAUGCAUAGUAGGAUAAUUCUGCCGUAGAAUGAUGUAAAAAAUAUAUAAUGAAUCCAAAUGUAUGAUUGAAGGCUGGUAUGAUAUAAUAUUUUUUAAUUUCCUACAUAUCUAAAAAAAGUAACACGCAAAAAAUACAAAUCUUAUAUGAUAUAGGAAGCUGUUUUCCAGUGUUCUACAAAAUUAAGUAAGCACGACUGAGUACAAAAAAAAAAUCCACUUUAAAAAAGUGGUUUCCCGGCUUUUUUUAUUUACUUAUGUAAUCAGUAAAUAUUUCUUCUGCCCAUAAAGAGGGAAAAGUGGUUCUGGCGUUUUAAAAAAAAAACAAACAAAAAACUCAUACUGGUAGCUUCUGCCGUAGAAUAAUCAUGUAAAAUAUAUAUAAAGGCUGGUUUAGACGGUACGAUUUUCGUCUGUCGUAGGCGAGUUGUAGGCUUGAUUUACACGCUACGACUCGAGUUGUAGGAUAUGGCGCUAGCGUGUUGUACACGAUAGUUGUAGGCGAAAAUCGUACCGUCUAAACCGGCCUUAAUGAAUCCAAAUUUAUGAUUGAAUGCUGGUAUGAUAUAAUAUUUUUUGACUGAUUUCCUACAUAUCUAAAAAAAGAUAACACGCAAAAAAUAUAAAUCUAAUAUAACAUAGGAAGCUGUUUUUAGUGUUCUAAAAAAUUAAACAAGCAAACUGAGUACAAAAAAAUAAAAUCGAAUUUGAAAAACUCAUCCAAUAUGGUGGCCAUGACGACGUCACACGCAAAACCAUUUCCUUCAUUACCAUGAGAUUUAAUUUGUUUCUUUGCUUUGGAAAACAACGUUUUUGAUCGUAAACGUUGAUUCUGAAGAAUCCUGCAUUGCAUUUACAAAGGCAAAGUGUAAACAUAUUAUGAACCUUCAUUGAUAGAGUCAAAAAAUACUCUCGUUUGUCGUUUCAGAUUUAUUGAUUUUACAUGUUCUAGUUAUA